Ostrea edulis (European flat oyster) is the source of this 1556-nucleotide messenger RNA. RefSeq names its product ubiquitin-like protein 4A. Gene Ontology annotation, molecular function: protein binding. The transcript has 4 exons. Gene Ontology annotation, biological process: post-translational protein targeting to endoplasmic reticulum membrane. Lineage: Eukaryota; Metazoa; Mollusca; Bivalvia; Ostreida; Ostreidae. Bases 53 to 601 code for a protein of 182 amino acids. The record is from RefSeq and is a predicted model, not a curated record.
GUCAGUACGAAUUACUUUCACAUAUAUCAUCUUCAACUAUUCAUACGCGGUGAUGACGUAUCCGUCUCUUUAUUGGAAAGCCCCCGAAUACACACAAGGCAAACCGAAACUAAAUAAGGCCAGAAUGCAUAUCUACGUGAAGAUAUUAAAGGGAAAUGACUUCCAGGUUGCAGUGUCAUCGAGUCACACUGUUCUGGGAGUGAAGGAAAUACUAGCUAUGCAGAUCUCCAUUCCCGUUGAGGAACAAAAACUUGUGUUCAAAGGAAAAGCAUUAGUUGAUGACAAAAGGUUGAGCUAUUACAACAUCAAGGAGGGGGACAGGCUAUUCCUGUUGACCAAAAAACCUGAGAAAUCCGGUUCUCCUUCCCCAGGAAUGGUUCCGAAAUUUGCUGCAGACCUGUCCAAUUGCAGUACCACCAUUCUCUGGGACAAAUUACGGGCAUUCCUGCAAAGGCAUUUUACACCACAGGAUGUGGAGAAAAUUCUCACUGAAUUUCAAAAAGACUUCAAUGCCAGUAUAGAGAGGUUGAGCCUAGACGAUAUCGAGCGACUCGCUAUCACCAAAAUGACACAGUCAAAAGUAGGUCAGGAAGUGAGAUAGUGUGCCCUGCAUAUACAGCCCCUGUCUGCCGUCAUUGUCUGUGAUUCUCGGAGAAUUGUAAUCCCCAGAUUGUUUUUUUUAUUUUACAUUAUUGUCAUUUUCAUAUGUAUGGUGAUGCUAGGAAGUUGUUUUAUUUAAUUUUUUUAAUAAGUGUAUACACUGCAUUCUUCUUUUUUAACAAUACCACUUUUUGAUGAUAAUGAAAUUGGUGUAAUGAAUUGGUAAUCAUUUGAUAAAGCUUUCCAUAAUUUGGCAUUUUUAAUUAUUAGAUUUAGAUGUAUUUUAUUUGAGUUUUGUAUGUUUUUAUGUGUAUUCAUUUGUGUAUAUUUCAUGCAGUGCAAUGAAGAAAUAUUUAAAGUUGUUUGUUUUAUUACACUUCUGAUCCAAGUAUAUAAAAGGAUAUGUCAGUUUACCUCAGAAUGAGCAUACACAUUGCAGUGUAGUUAUGUUGAUAGUUCACACAGAUAGCAUGCUUGGUAUUGAUAUACAGAUGAAUAAAUUGAAUAUGACUUUAUCUACAUGCAGUGUGCUGUUUUAAAAAACUGCUUUGUGACUUUUUACAGUUUGUCUUGUCAUGUCUGAUUUCUCCCCCCACCCCCACCCCCACCCCUAUAGCUGUCUACAGUCUUCUCAGUUGCCUUAAUGUCAGUGUUAUUACCCACAGUAAUGGUGAUGUUGCCCAUAGUAAAGGUAAUGUCGCCCACAAUAAGAGCAGUAUUACCCUCAAUAAUGGAGAUACUGCCCACUGCCCACAAUAAUAGUGAUAUUUCCCUUCAAAAAGUAUGUGUGCAUCUUGUCUUGAUGAAAAAUAUUGUCCAGAAGUCUAACUUUAGGGGGGGGGGGGGAUAAAUGUAUUGCUUUGUGAAUGUCUAAUGUAGAUUGUGUCUGUCAUUGGUUUUGUGAAUUGUAUUGUAAAAUGACUUGUAUUUUCUAAUAAAGAACCAUGUGUUUACAA